CCGUCCAGGACUUGGCAGGUAUGCUUCCCGCCCUAUUUCCACAUUUGACAUCACAUAUCCUUUUCUUGAAAGCCUACAUUCCCUGUGCUCAGGUGUGAGUGCCAUUGCUUGUGUAGCCCUCAAUGCACAAGAGAGAAGCAGUCCCAAGAUCAGAAGAAGAAGAAGUAGAAACUUUAGGGGGAAAGUAUAAGGGGGUGAGACCCCUUCAAACAACCCAGUCAUGACUGAGCAUGCUCGGUGGUUGUGGAAUGCUCCCAUGUCUAUUUGCAGGGUGGGGCAGGUGGAGAGAAGAGAGUUGGAGUAUCAUAGAAAAGGUCAUGAGUGGGAUGCUGAACAGAAGCAUUCCACCUGGCAACAUUUUUGUUGCAGGUCCCACUCGCCCUUCCUCCAUUCUGCAGUGUCUUCACUUAUUGGUUAGAAUGCUAUGCUUGAUGUCACUCCAUUAACAGACUUUUCCUGAUUCAAGCAUUCACCCCCAGUGGGUUAUAUCUAACUGAAUUCUGCUCUGAGUAGCCCCAUUGAAAUGAAUGGACUGAAGUUAGUCCUGGCCUUUAAUUUCAGGAGGUCUACUCUGAGUAGAAUUCACAUUAGAUCCAACCCAGCAGUUCUUCUCCCCUCGUAAGGCCGUGUGCCCUUUGACCUUCAACACACUUUCCUCAAGCUCUGCUGCUCUUUAGUGACAAACAUAGAGCAAGCACAGCAAGAGCAGCCAUUCCUUCCUAUAAUGCUCAUCUGUGCUCUUUCAUUUCUGGAGAGAGAGAGGGGGGAAAGGAGCAUAGCUUUGUGGCGGAGCCAAGUGGGACCCAAGUGAUUUUGGGCAAUGCCUGGACUUGAGGAAGACCCCUGCUAGAGAAUGCUGUGGGAGCCUUUGGCAGAGCACACCAUCCUGGACCAGUACAGACUUGAAGCCAAACUAGACAAGACGGCAGAUGAGAGAGGUGAAGGUGAAGGUGAAGAUGUAUUAAGGGAAGAGUUGUAGCCCAGUGGUAGAGCAUUUGCCUUGCAUGCAGAAGGUCCCAAGUUCAAUCCCUGGUAUCUCCAGGUAGGACUGGGAGAGACCCUCACUGGAAAGCCUGGAGUGUAGACAAAACUGAGCAAGAUGAUUCAGUACAAGGCAGCUUCCUAUGUUUUCAAGAAGAAUUGGGUGUGGGUGGGUGUUUUUAACCCUUUCCUGCCUGUGCUCUUUGUGAAAAUGGGUCCUUCCCCUAGCUUAUUAUUAGGGGAAGCGUACAUUCACACCUACUAACAUUGGUCUGAAACAGUUUCAUAUGUGCCUCUGCUUCCAUUUGACCAUUUCACUUUGCUGGUCCUUCCUGCUUUAGCUGAGCGCCUGCCUCCUAACUUGCAUGGAAUGUGUGAGACAGGCAAGCCACAGAAAAAUGUGGAGCAAGCUGCUUCCCUCUUUUAUUGCAGGACAAGUAGUAUAGAUAUAUCUUCCUCAGCCCAUCCCAUGUGUAAACAAGCCAGAAUCUUCUUUAAUCUUCCAUAGUGUUUUCCCACCCCCCCUUCCUUUUGUCCCCUCCUUUGUUGUAUCGGUGCCACCUACACCCACGUACAAAUCGCCUGGUGUUGACAUCCUGGCAGCUCUUCAAUUUAUUCUUGUGCUGCAGCCCAGAGCAGUUUCAAUGACGCCAAAAAGCAUAAGCCCUGGAGGAGAGCAGCUACCUCUGUGACUCGCAUCUCAGCGGACCAAGAACAGCUGGGCAGAGAACUGUCUGAAAAGCUCAGAAGGUGCUGAAGAAACCUUGAAAUGGAGAUGACUCCCUCAAACAAGGACCCAAAUGGACUAGACAACCCCAUAUUUAUAACUGAUGAUGGAGGGCAUUACUGCAACUUCCCUGAAGCUGGUGCCACUGUUCCAGAGUGUGAAGAAAGGCAGAAAGGCCAUGGCAAAGACUCCAGCCGUCUCGCUUACACCGUCACAGAUAUCCCCCCUUGGUACCUCUGCAUCUUCUUGGGAAUUCAGCACUAUCUCACUGCUCUUGGAGGUCUUGUUGCUAUCCCUCUCAUCCUGUCCAAAUCUCUUUGCUUGGAGCAUGAUACCCUGACACAGAGUCACCUGAUCAGCACCAUCUUCUUCGUCUCAGGAAUCUGUACCCUUCUUCAAGUCAUCUUUGGAGUCAGGCUACCUAUUCUGCAAGGUGGGACUUUUGCCUUCUUAACUCCAACGCUGGCCAUGCUCUCUCUCCCCAAAUGGAAGUGCCCAGCGUGGACCCAAAAUUCCAGCUCAUUGGAUACUUCUUCUCCAGACUUUGUUGAGAUCUGGCAAGAACGAAUGCGAGAGUUGCAGGGAGCAAUCAUGGUAGCUUCCUGCUUCCAAAUCUUUAUUGGUUUUUCUGGUCUCAUUGGAUUUCUGUUGAGGUUCAUUGGCCCUUUGACAAUUGCCCCAACCAUUUCCUUGGUGGCGCUGCCUCUCUUUGUCUCUGCAGGAGAAGAGGCAGGACAACACUGGGGUAUAGCAGCUGUAACCAUGUUUCUCAUAGUUCUGUUCUCUCAGUACCUGAAAAGUGUUCCUGUCCCAGUGCCAUCUUACAGCACAAGCAAGAGAUGCCAUUUCUCCAAGGUCUACCUCUUCCAGAUUUUCCCUGUGCUGUUUGGCCUUACACUUACUUGGCUUCUCUGUUUUAUACUUACCAUCACCAAUGUGUUCCCUUCGGACCCACUUGCUUAUGGCUACAAAGCCCGGACUGACAGCAAAGGGGAUGCUCUUUCACAGGCACCCUGGUUUCGGUUUCCUUACCCAGGUCAAUGGGGAGUUCCAACCAUUAGCUUGGCUGGGAUAUUUGGCAUCAUAGCUGGAGUGAUCUCCUCCAUGGUGGAGUCAGUAGGCGAUUACUAUGCCUGUGCUCGUUUAUCUGGUGCUCCACCUCCUCCCAAGCAUGCAAUCAACCGUGGAAUCGGAGUGGAGGGGAUUGGCUGCCUUCUGGCGGGAGCCUGGGGAACAGGAAAUGGCACCACUUCAUACAGUGAAAACGUGGGUGCUUUGGGCAUCACUCGGGUCGGGAGUAGAAUGGUCAUUGUGGCUGGCGGCUGCGUUAUGCUUUUGACUGGCAUGUUUGGCAAAGUUGGAGCUAUAUUUGCCAGCAUUCCAACUCCCAUCAUUGGAGGAAUGUUUUUUGUGAUGUUUGGCAUCAUCACGGCUGUGGGAGUUUCCAAUUUACAGUAUACAGAUAUGAACUCUUCAAGAAACCUUUUCAUUUUUGGAUUUUCUAUAUUUGCGGGUCUGACGGUUCCAUUCUGGGUGCAGAAGAAUUCAGAAGUAGUGGAAACAGGAAUUCAACAACUGGACCAAGUAAUCAAUGUGCUGCUCACCACAGGCAUGUUUGUUGGGGGAUUCCUGGGCUUUAUCCUCGAUAACACUAUUCCAGGGAGCUUGGAAGAGCGGGGACUCCUGGCAUGGAAAGAGGGUUAUAAGGAGGAAUCUGACGAUACUGUGAACACCUCAGACAUCUAUGAUCUACCCUUUGGAAUAGGUUCUAAGUUCUGUGCUGCUGACUGGUUCCAGUAUCUCCCAACGUGCCCAAAGCGGCCAGCUAGAAACAAUGCAAAGGAACGCAAUAAUUCACAGGAGAACAAAAGCAAAUUUAAUUCGGAAAAGGACACAGAAAUAAACAUCGACACAAGAAUAUAAGACUGCAUCAGUAAACAAACUUGACUUGCUAAGCCAUUGAAGCAACAGCUUCCUUUUUUCUGGUUUCUUAUCAAUGAGAUUGUGGCUGCAGCAAGAGACUAAGUUUCGGCAAACAACUCCAUAAUUUGCCAUCAACGCAAACUGGCCAUGUGUGCCAAUUUCUCUGCUGCGAGAAUACAGUACCAGUUUGAGGGAUAGCCUGGCUAGGGAGCCCAGCAGCACCCAAGACAAUAAUUUGUUUUCCUUUCUACCGUGGGAAACUGUUUUCCUGAAAAUUGAAUCUGUGGUUCUUGAGUUUCUGAGUAACUAGACAAGCUAGUUCCAAGGAGCAAAGCUGCUGUCCUAGGCUUCCUUAAAUCCAGCCUGUUUUUGUCUCUGAUCACGUGCAGUUGGCCAAACUGCUUAAUAUGUGUGUCACAAUACUUUGUUGCUCCCACACCUUUUAGUCUUCGGCUUUGUCCAUAAGUAUGGGGAACCUGUGGGCCCUCAAAUGUUGUUGGACUCCAUUAGCCUUAGCUCAACAUGGCCAGUGGUCAGUAACGUCAGGAGUUGUAGUUCAACAACACCUGUGUUGUUUGCUACAACAGGCUCCUGAAUUAAACUGGGGCUUCCAAAGUCUAUAAAAUAGUUCUAAGCUGCUUUUAGGCUUUCAUGGAAAUCAGUAUCUGUGAGAAGCCACACAGAACAAGAUAUGCUUGAUCUUGGUUAUAUUCACAAGAUGUUGUACUUUGUAUUUUAAAUCUACCCUAAAGGAAGGAUUCAAUAAACUUACCUCGGGGAUGGACUCUUGAUCAUCUUCCUGUGUGUAUGUAACAAGAGACCUCUUAGGUUUACUUGUUGGCAUUAUCCCAAAGUGCCUUCUGUCUAAGAUACACAAAGCUUUAAUUGUGGUAGACUAAGACUAGGGCAUUCACAUUCACCUUUUUUUUGGGGGGGGGACUUUUGGAAGGCCUAGUCUCAUUCUGGUGACUACUGGGAUGACGCUCCUAUACAGUGUUGAUGCCCAAAUAAAACUCUGUGCCUCUGCCAAAUUCUGAGGGCCGUUCUCUAUUUCCGUUUUUGUAUUCAUAGAAAUUCUCCUUGCUCAAAAUAUGCCCCAAAUACGUAUCUAGUAUUUUUAGGUCAGACAGGAUGAAUUUCCUUUACACUUGUGUGUUGUCUCUUUCCAUUUCUGCCAGUCUGUUCAUACUACAGAGCUCUUUCACCGUUGCCUCCUAUCUGUUGACAGCUCUGUUUCCACUUUGCUGAUCCUUCCUCAAUAUCUCCCCAUGUCCAGGUUUUCACAAUCCCACCUACACUCACUUCGUAUUUACCUGAAAACACUGUGCAUUUUACUGGGCAGGAGCUGUACACAAAUUAUCCUACUGCACGUGAGCCGCAGACAAAAGUAUUUUAAUUGCUCUUUUGACAAAAGAGUCUGUUUGGCUGUGAUUAGUCACAAGGCUGCACUGUGCGUGCCCCAUUCUUCUCCCACUGUGUGGUGGUGUCUGAUAAGCGAUAAGAUGGGCAUGGGUUGUGACCGAGUAAGUUUCCUGCCUACCAUUCUAUCCUUUGCUCUUACAUGGGUGUUUUUAUGUGGUUUCUCAGUAUCAGCCACUUAAGAUGUCCUACACAAGGUCUUACAUAAGAUUGUAUUUGUAAUGAUAUCAUAUACAUUUGCUUGUUCUGUGAACAUGAACUCUUGUUCUAUUCUUGGGAAGCUAGGACUCAAGCCAUCAUCUCUCCUAAGAUGGCAUCUGCUGUGCACAUUAUCUAAAUUUUGAAGACAAGCAUUUUUCUUCAAAAUGAUUAUUUUAUCCUCAUCCUAGUGUGUGCAGAUUUAACCAACCAUGCAAUUAGGAGAUUAAAACUUAAUUGGGCAACACUUUUUACCACUUCAAACCACUUUUUGUAUACAACACUGUGGGUGAUGGGUUAACCCUGCAUUAACAAGCUCUGUUGUUGUUUAGUCGUUUCGUCGUGUCCAACUCUUCGUGACCCCAUGGACCUUAGCACGCCAGGCACUCCUGUCUUCCACUGCCUCCCGCAGUUUGGUCAGACGCAUGUUGGUAGCUUCAAGAACACUGUCCAACCAUCUCGUCCUCUGUUGUCCCCUUCUCCUUGUGACCUCAAUCUUUCCCAACAUCAGAGUCUUUUCCAGAGAGUCUUCUCUUCUCAAGAGGUAGCCAAAGUAUUGGAGCCUCAGCUUCAGGAUCUGUCCUUUUAGUGAGCACUCAGGGCUGAUUUCCUUCAGAAUGGAUAGGUUUGAUCUUCUUGCAGUCUAUGGGACUCUCAAGAGUCUCCUCCAGCACCAAAAUUCAAAAGCAUCAAUUCUUCGGUGAUCAGCCUUCUUUAUGGUCCAGCUCUCACUUCCAUACAUCACUACUGGGAAAACCAUAGCUUUAAAUAUACGGACCUUUGUCGGCAAGGUGAUGUCUCUGCUUUUUAAGAUGCUGUCUAGGUUUGUCAUUGCUUUUCUCCCAAGAAGCAGGCGUCUUUUAAUUUCAUGACUGCUGUCACCAUCUGCAGUGAUCAUGGAACCCAAGAAAGUAAUAUCUCUCACUGCCUCCAUUUCUUCCCCUUCUGUUUGCCAGGUGAUGGGACCAGUGGCCACGAUCUUGGUUUUUUUAUGUUGAGCUUCAGACCAUAUUUUGCACUCUCCUCUUUUUACCCUCAUUAAAAGGUUCUUUAAUUCCUCCUCGCUUUCUGCCAUCAAGGUUGCGUCAUCUGCAUAUCUGAGGUUAUUGAUAUUUCUUCCGGCAAUCUUAAUUCCAGUUUGGGAUUCAUCAUCCAUGAAGGGGAACAAGCUCUACCCCACCCAAUUUGUGUGCUUUUAAUUUCACCUUCUCAAUGUGCCAUUAAAACAGAUUAUCCUAUAUUGUGGAUUUGACAAUCUUGUAUGAAAAAAAUGCUGUACACAAGCAAACUCUGUACUGAAAAAUAAAUAAAUCAUG
Molecule: messenger RNA, 6564 nt
Organism: Zootoca vivipara (common lizard)
Lineage: Eukaryota; Metazoa; Chordata; Lepidosauria; Squamata; Lacertidae
Product: solute carrier family 23 member 1
Biological process (GO): transmembrane transport
Cellular component (GO): membrane
Molecular function (GO): transmembrane transporter activity
Source: RefSeq, a predicted model, not a curated record